Aspergillus affinis is the source of this 525-nucleotide messenger RNA. RefSeq lists its product as uncharacterized. Gene Ontology annotation, molecular function: protein dimerization activity. Bases 1 to 525 code for a protein of 174 amino acids. The record is from RefSeq and is a predicted model, not a curated record. The transcript has 4 exons. NCBI's taxonomy places the organism in Eukaryota, Fungi, Ascomycota, Eurotiomycetes, Eurotiales, Aspergillaceae.
AUGUUGCCCCACUACGCCUCCUCGGUGGCCGGUGUGGCCACUUAUCUCAGUAACGUAUUUCACUACCGAGCCGCCACACCGCGUUUUGACCGCGGUCGAAAACCUCGCUCAAUAAAAGCGAAAGUUCAGGAAAAGGUUAGCUGGCAGGAGGAACUUGAAGGAUACCUGAACCUUCGAACCGAUGAAGAUGACCCAUGUCAGUUCUGGGGGCUCAACGAGAGUCGAUUUCCAACUCUCGCAGCGCUAGCACGGGAUAUUUUCUCUAUUCCUGCUACAGGGGCAGAGUUCGAUAUGGAACAUGCAGAGGCUACGAUAUUCACGCAAAGUGAGGAUUUAAACGAGAGAAUGGAGGCUGACGAAGAGGCGGAGGCACAGCUUGAUAACUAUAAAGCAAUCGUCAUUAGUGGCCAUGAAGAGGAAGAGGAAGAGGAGCAAUUUGAUGAUACUUUGCAGCCCGAAAAUUAUGCUGGCAGUGCUGAUGAUGACUUGGAUGAACUCCCACUUCCAGUUAAUUCAACUCUUUAA